Messenger RNA from Pomacea canaliculata, 1326 nucleotides. RefSeq names its product mitochondrial inner membrane protease ATP23 homolog. Gene Ontology annotation, biological process: mitochondrial proton-transporting ATP synthase complex assembly; mitochondrial protein processing. Bases 26 to 793 code for a protein of 255 amino acids. NCBI's taxonomy places the organism in Eukaryota, Metazoa, Mollusca, Gastropoda, Architaenioglossa, Ampullariidae. The transcript has 6 exons. The record is from RefSeq and is a predicted model, not a curated record. Gene Ontology annotation, cellular component: extrinsic component of mitochondrial inner membrane. Gene Ontology annotation, molecular function: metalloendopeptidase activity.
AGUUCUCUCCUCUCUUACUCUUAAAAUGGCGUCAAUGCCAUCGCAUGGUCGAGCAGACGAAAAGGACGAAUCAUUAGAAUCGUCGAAAAAGUUUCAAAAAACGGAAAAAGAAGAUUAUGGCUAUUACUUCUACCCAGAAAGAAGUGAUUACAAAGAAGUUCAGUCUUUCUGGGCUUCUAUUUGGGGAAGACCUGGCGCUCAAACCUUUAAUUGCGAAGCCAAUGUCACUUGGUGUAUAAAAAACCAUCCAAUGGUCAAACUUUUAGUCAGAGCUUUAAAAAGUCAUGGCUGUGAAGUGAAUUUACGACGUCACAUUUCAUGUGAAAGUUGCCUUGAAAAAGUGAAUGGAGGUUUUGAUCCAUCUACUAAUCAGGUAGUGGUUUGCCAGAACAAUGUAACUCGGCGAAGCGUAUGCUGUAAUGUGUUGGCUCAUGAGUUUGUCCAUGCUUUCGACUCAUGUCGAGCCAAGGUGGACUUCAAAGACUUGAGACAUCUUGCGUGUACCGAGAUUCGUGCUGCAAAUCUUAUGCACUGUUCCUUUCUGGCUGCUGUAGCUUCUGGAGAUGCAUCACCUAUCAAUAUUAAACAGCGUCAUGCUAACUGUGUGAAAUCAAAGGCUAUACAGUCUGUACUUAUGGUACGAAAUGUUCCAGUUCAAGAGGCUAAAGAAAUUGUUGAUAGUGUCUUUGACAAAUGUUAUAAUGACUUAGAACCAGUUGGUCGCCAGUGUCGUAAAAAUUCUCGUGAUGCAGACAGAGCUUUAAUAGAAGGACAAUUCUAUGGCUACAGUUGAUUAGUUUGAUGACGUGCUCUAUGACAUGCAGAGCAUAAUCCUCAUGUGCAUGAGUUUGAAGAUUCAACCUCUUAAUUAUAACAUAACAGCAGAAAUAGUGCCCUUCAUUUGCUAAUGCAGCCAUCCAGUGGAAUCAUCAUUAGGUUGAAUCCUUGUUAAUUUUGGAAAAACACUUCUUGGUCUGGUAGUGAUGAUUGUUUUCUGCAACAUACACUGGAGAGAAAAGUGUGUGAUUGUAGACACAAACAUUUAGUUCUAGUAUCUUUACUGUUAGAAGAGUCUGAUAACAUGUUGGGAAUAUGAUAAUUAUGCAACAAACCUUUAGUGCAAGCAAUCCUGACUGUGAUGAUAGGACCAAAGCCAUUCAUCUUACUUUCAUGAAAAUUAUAUGAUGAUGAUCAGUUGUGGAGUUGUGGUUGUUGGUGUGGUGGAGAGUUACUGGCUGCCUUUACAAAGUAUGAGGGAGACAACCAUCUUGGUGAAGCACACCACCUUAACUGCUGUAUGACUUUUGUGUAUGUUUACUAGGGAAU